This is a messenger RNA of Strongylocentrotus purpuratus (purple sea urchin), 1343 nucleotides long. It is a transcript of the gene rsph14, whose product is annotated as radial spoke head 14 homolog. The coding region runs from base 72 to 1097 and encodes 341 amino acids. The record is from RefSeq and is a predicted model, not a curated record. Gene Ontology annotation, molecular function: protein binding. The transcript has 8 exons. Lineage: Eukaryota; Metazoa; Echinodermata; Echinoidea; Camarodonta; Strongylocentrotidae.
AUCGCAUAGCAACGUAACGCGCUGGCGAGUGGUGGUCUAGGAUAAAUCUCGGAUAAAUUAUCUAAAUUAACAUGGCUACAACUCGAAUAACUACACAGUUACCACCAAACAUAGAUGUCACAAAAGCACCUCUAGCUUACGGGGACAGGGCUCUCCCCAAAUUGAAUCGUGAGCUGAAGGACCCAGAACUCAUCACAAGACAAAGAGCUCUAAUGACGUUAUGUGACUAUCUUCAUGAUCCAGAACACAUUGCAGAUGCACUACUUAAAGUUGGUGUAGCUGAAAGCCUUAAAGCUCUUUUGAGUGAUCCAGAUGGAACUGUUAGGCAUAAAGCAACAGAGGCAUUAUACAUCAUAUCAGGUCACAAUAUUGGAAGGGAUGCCUUCAUUGACUUCAGUAUCAUCUUCCCGCUCUCCAAGCUGUUUGAUGAUGAGCUUGACAUCGUGAGACGGAACGCCCACAUGGCCAUGGAGAUGCUAACAGAGUUCCACCCCGGAGCCGAGGGGGUGGUAGAAACCCAUCUUAUCCCAAUCCUGGUGGACAAACUCAAGGUUGAAGUGGAUGAAAUCAAGGAAUAUAUUUUGGACACCCUUCAUUUCUGUAUGAGACUAGAUCAGGUCCAGGCACUGAUUGCUGGAGCAAUGGAGGUCUUCACUGAACUUCUCCUCCAUGAAUCACCUAUCAUCAGAGCAAAGGCUGCAAGGGAUGUCAUGGACCUGAGUGUUCCUCUUGAUGGUAAGAGGAAGGCGUGUGAGUGUAACAGCCUGCCCUCUCUUGUCACUCUCCUCUCCGACGAAGAUCCUGAUGUCAGAUCCAAGGCUGCUGGGGCCAUCAUGACAAUCACAAUCACUACCCAAGGCAAAUACACUGCCAUCAAGGCUGGAGCCAUACCUGAGCUCGUUAAGCUAGUGGAUGAUGAGAGUAGUGAGGUACGACUCAACGCCAUCACUGCUAUCACCACCCUGUCAGAGGCACCAGAGGGACGAAAAGAAGUGCUGGAGAACGUAGACAGGAUAAGAAAGAGAACAGAAGACGAGUCUGCAGCUGUAGUGAAAGCAGCAGAGAUAGCCGUCAAAGUCAUUACAUGGAAACCAUGAAGAAGAAGGAAGAACCUUGGCACCCCCAAAAAACAGCUAAUUCGUACUCUUGUUUUAAUAUUUAAUCAUAUUAGAUUCAAUGUUUUAAUUGAGAUAUUGAGGGGAAAAUGCACAAAUACUCAAAGUCUUCAUGUUUCUAAUCAGAUUAAUAUCUAUCAAUUCUUUGCCACCAAGUUUUGUGAUAGUAAAUGAACUUUCAUGAGUAAAAUUCACUUUAUAUAACACUCUGUUUCUUCGAUAAAUUUG